Messenger RNA from Heterocephalus glaber (naked mole-rat), 5958 nucleotides. RefSeq names its product pro-apoptotic WT1 regulator (gene Pawr). NCBI's taxonomy places the organism in Eukaryota, Metazoa, Chordata, Mammalia, Rodentia, Bathyergidae. Gene Ontology annotation, biological process: apoptotic process; positive regulation of apoptotic process. The record is from RefSeq and is a predicted model, not a curated record. Gene Ontology annotation, cellular component: cytoplasm.
CCCUCGCCCCCUCCCGGCUGCGGGCGGGCAGAGGCGGCGGCGGCCCGAGCCGGGGUGGGCGGCUGAGGUGAGAACCCUGCCGGCCCCGCUGGGAAUAUGGCGACCGGUGGCUACCGGACCAGCAGCGGCCUCAGCGGCAGCACCACAGACUUCCUGGAGGAGUGGAAAGCGAAGCGCGAGAAGAUGCGCGCCAAGCAGAGCCCUCCGGGCCCGGCCGCCGCCGGCGGGGGCGGCACCGAAGCGGCCGCCAAGUCCCCCGCGGGGACGCUGGGCGCCUCGGCGACCCCCGAGCUCAACAGCAGCCUCUCGGCGGGGGCGGCCGCACCUGCUGCCCCGGGCCCCGGGGGCGUGAACUGCACGGUCGGCCCCGCCGCACUGACCCGGGCCGGCCCCGUCCCGCGGCGGCCGGAGGAGGAGACCACCGCCGCCUCCGCCUCGGGGACCCCCCUGCCCGGGGGCGACGAGGAGGAGCCGGAUGGCGCCCCCGAGAAGGGCCGGAGCUCGGGCCCCAGCGCUAGGAAAGGCAAAGGGCAGAUCGAGAAGAGGAAGCUGCGGGAGAAGCGGCGCUCCACCGGCGUGGUCCACAUCCCGGCGGCGGAGUGCUUAGAUGAAUAUGAAGAUGAUGAAGCAGGGCAGAAAGAGCGGAAAAGAGAAGAUGCAAUUACACAACAGAACACAAUGCAGAAUGAAGCUGUGAGCCUAUUAGAUCCAGGCAGUUCCUAUUUGCCACAGGAACCAUCUAGAACAGUUUCAGGCAGAUACAAAAGCACAACCUCUGAAGAUGAUGUCUCAAAUCGAUAUUCCCGGACAGACAGAAGUGGGUUUAGUAGAUACAGUAGAGAUACAAAUAUUGCAGGUAAUCUGGUCCCAAGUAGCACAUUGGAAAAGAAAAUUGAAGAUCUUGAAAAGGAAGUUGUAAGAGAAAAACAAGAAAACCUAAGACUUGUGAGACUGAUGCAGGAUAAAGAGGAAAUGAUUGGAAAACUCAAAGAAGAAAUUGAUUUGUUGAGCAGAGAUCUAGAUGACAUAGAAGAUGAAAAUGAACAGCUAAAGCAGGAAAAUAAAACUCUGUUGAAAGUUGUUGGGCAGCUGACAAGGUAGAAGAUUCAAGAUCCAAUACGGAAAAAAAUUUAAAACUACUGAUUGAGUGUUAUGGUUAAUGCUAGGAUAAUAUUCCUAUGCUGCCGUACAUUAACUAUGUAUAUUUAUUUCUAGAAAAAGGAUGAUGUUUAUUUUCAAAAUAUUUUUUUCAUUAUUACUUUGAAAAAAGUAUCAACUUUUUAUUUCACAAAUGGCAUCUUUUAGUAAUUAGAAUGAUAGGUAAUGCCUCUUUUGGUUUUCUGUGGUGUUCAAAUAAUAUAUGGUUUAAAGUCACAACUGUUUGAGUAUAUUUUAUCUGUAUUAAUGCAUUUUCUCCCUAAAAGAAUAUACAUAGUCUUUGUUUACAUGAAUUUGAAUACUUUGGGGGAAUUACCUACAAAUGCCUUAUUUCUGAUGUGUGCAACUUUAUGUGUUGAAAACUUACUUGUAAAGGUCUGUGUCUACGUCAUUUGUUCUUUCCACUUAUUCUGUGAUUUAUAGUAAUAAGUAAUCACACUAUUUUGUAUAACUAAUCUUUUAAAGGAAAGCUAUUAUAAAAAGUUACUUAAUAUCAUGUUCUACCUGGCUAAGGAUAAAUUUAAGUGAAUACUUGAAUUGUGCUAUAGUAAAUGAAAAUUUACUAUUGUGUUUGAAUACUGAAAAAAUUUUCAAUGACUAAUUUUUGAAAAACAUACAGUUGUAAUUUUAAUGUAUAAUUACUUGUGUAGGUACUACUUUUUUAUUUUUCUAAAAUUUUAAAAGUUUAUUCUUUAGUCCUUGAAAGUGGUACAAUUUCAGUGAUUAAGAAGAAAAUCCACCUUUAUAUGAUCAUAUGCAUUAAAAUCUGAACCACAAUAUUUACUCACACUUAAAACCUUUAUAUGUAUAUAUUGACAAAGCAAUAUAUGUAAACAAAAGUAGUACUGAAAUAACAUUGCCUAAUUUCUAAAUUGGAGAAACACUGUGACCCAGUUUUUCUCAUAUGAGAGAAUAUUCCCCUAUCCCAAUUUUAAGGGAUUUUUCUUCCUAACACUGAACCUUUAAAAACAAUGAUUUUUGGGGGGUGGGGGGGUUCCGGGGAUAGAACUCAGGACCUUGCACUUGCGAGGCAGGUGAUGGCACCACUGAGCUAAAUCCCCGGCCCUAAAAACAAUGAGUUUUGAAGAAUUAUUAAAAUGUUCACUUCUAUUAAAUAUCCGUAGUACUGAGGGUUUUUUCAUAUUACAUUUUCCUGUUGAAUAGGAACCCACCCCCUCUCUUAAUAUUAAAUUAAGAAAUGUCUGCCUGGUAGUGAAUCUUAGGUAGCAGUCAGUAGUGAUAUGAAUGUAUGGGUCAGUGUGUGGGAGUGGCUAGACCAUAGUAAAAUCCAUUUUGAAUACUGUGCUGACUUUUUACCUUCACUUGCAAAACUCAUUCAUUCAUUUACAUUAGAAAAAUAUGUAAGAUAAGACAAGUGAGGAAAAGUAUGGAGUAGUGCUGACAUCGGAUGUUAAAUUCUAAAAAUCUCUGCAUUCACCACUUCAGGUUUCAAAAUUGGCCAAUCAUCAGAAUCAUUUGAGGAACUUGAAAAGAAUCCCUGGCUAUAGCUGCUGAAUAGAUUUAGUUGGAAACCUAGACUUGAGAAUUUUUAAAGAUCAUCAUUUUUAAAGAAUAAUUCGGAUCAUAUAAUUUAGUUUUGGAAUCAGCUACUGUUGUAUCUUUAUUCCUGUAUUUUCUAUUGAAGGUUCUGAAAUUGACAAUUUUAGCUACUACAUUUUUCCCCCUUUAGUUUAAUAAUUAACCUCAUCUCUGGAGCAGUUUUUCUAUAUCUCACAAAAUGUUUAAUAUUAGAUUAUAGAAUUAUUGCAUAAGGGCUUUCCUCUCUGAGACUUUACCUGGCACAGGAACAGUGAGCUGCUGCCCACAGAGCAAGGUGGUAUCCCAGGCUCACUACCUUGGCUGUAAGGGAUUCAUCUCAUUUUAGUCAUCCCUGUGUAUAUUUGGCAGAAAUGUCCCUAUUACCUACUUCCUCAUUUACCCUUUGUAUGUUUGAAAAUGCUGUUAGUAUCCAGUUUUAAAAUAUAUUAGUGUAUUUUUUUCAUUAAAAGAAUUAGUUCCAGUUUUCUGUUUAAUUCAUAUAUAAAGGAACAUUUUACUUUUAAAAAUUAUGUCAGUUAUGGACAUUUGUAAAGACUGAAUUGUUUUAUAAUUUUUUCCCUUUCUUUGAUUUAUUGAGAAUAUUUACAGCAGUGAUUUUGCUUUUUUAAUACAAUGAUAUCAAUAGCAAAUACAUUAGCUUGACAAUUUAAGGAAAGCAUUUAUAACAGUCUCCUCCACCUCCUUAAAACAUGCAGAUUUUUUGUUUCACAUACAGAUUUUUUUCACUGACUAUUGAAAAAUGCAGCAUCAUCUGCUAUAAUUUCCCCUUAAAGUUUAUUGAAAAUAUAUUUUUAAAAGAUAACAUCCUAGGGCUGGGGAUUUAGCUCAGUGGUUCCGCCGCCUGCCUCACAAGCACAAGGUCCUGAAUUCGAUCCCCAGUACCCCCCCAAAAAAUAAAUAAAAGAUAACACCCUAGAAAACUUAGCUAUUUCUGAUACAGUACAGGUAUUUGUGACAGUCCUAUUAAGAAAUACUGUUUUUUAUAUCUCAUGGGAAAUUGUGACAUAAAACACAUCCACAGUUGUAUUCAUGACAUUUAAAAUUCCUAUGUUUACAGUGAAAAUGACUUCCCUCCCCAUUCUGAUAUGAAUUAUCUUGAAAUUUUCUGUAGUGUUCUUUAUUUCAUUUUUUCUAGGAUUAUUAAUCUGUUGUAAUAUAGUUAUUAUUAGAAAGGAAGAACAUAUGUGGGAUGUGUAUUUUUAACUAACCUAAAUCAGAUUAGUAUUCUCACAAUAGUUCAAGUAGUUUAAAAUAUAGAAAAUUAAGUGUCAGGCAGGUAAAUGAAACAAUUUUUUUUUCCUUCAUAAAUUUAAAUUUUUAAAGUUAUGGUAGAAGCAAUAUAUAUUAACAUGAAAAACCUACCUCAGUUAUAUGUGGUUUGUGUUUUCUGGAGUAAUAUGGAUUUUUAUAAUUAGAAAAUUAAUAUGUAAAAGUUUGAGUCCACCUUUAAUUUUUGAAAACAAUGUAAGUCAGUGUAAUAGAACCAUCCAUAUGCUCGACUCCAUAAGACAAAACAGUAAAGACCUUGGACCUGAUAAUUGAUGUGCUAAAUAAUCUUCACAUGUACAAUGGUAGUUAUUUUUCUUGGUUAAGUUUUAUAAUUGUGAAUCAGUGACUAUUAAGUUACAUGUUGUAUUGGCAGUUACUCAUGAUUUUGUUAAAUGUUUCCAAGAUUGAGGCAUAUAUUUUCAUUCUUUCAUGCGGUUUCUCGUGUGGAACCAAACACAACAGCCUUUCAUUAAAAGAAAUACAUUAAAUGAAAGAGAAUUGGCAUUCAAGAAUCAGAACUUUAAAAUAGUAAGUUAAAACUAAUGUUAAACGUUUUCAUAUUAUAUGUGUACCAGUCCUAAUGUGUAACGAUAAAGCUUGACUUCUUUUGCAUUAGAACUGUACUUAUGGAGGACAUCCCAUUGAUGAGAAUCUUAAUUUAGGGCCAGGGAUUUAGCGCAGUGGUUCCGGUGCCUGUUUGAAAGAGCAAGGUCCUGAGUUUGAUCCCUCGUACCAAAAAAAAAAGGAAAAGGAGAAUCUUAAUUUAAAUUAUUUAUCUAAGAACUAGUAUUUUUUUCCAUUAAACUCAAGCACGUAUAUAAAAAGGCAUCUCCUUCCUAUAUUGUUCAAUUUCUUUUGAUGUACGGAGGUGGGUUCUCAGUUUAAAGACUUGAACCUUAUAUAAAAAAACCUGAGCCCAUAUUGUUUUCUGUUUUUCUUAGCUAAAUCUCAUAAAUUCAUACCCUCACCCCCAUAUAAUUAUAUGUAUGUGACAGUAUGUAUAUGGGGGUUAUAUUAAAUUUUCAUACCUUAUUUCAACAAAUAUUUAUUAAUCAUGUGGGUAUACUGUUACAGGUAUUAUGGAAGUUUUGAAUAAAUGGCCAUGGACCAGCGCUUCUAUUUAGCAGUGUAUCAAUAACAAAAUGUAGCAGUAGUCAUUAGCUGCCUACUCUGAUUCCCUCAAAAGUACUUUUUGUAUUAAUUAUCCAGCCAUUGUAUUUCAGAUCUAGUUAAUAGGUACUGUUUAGUUUGCUGCAACAUUUACUGAACAAUGGAAGGGAGGAGUUGACGUAUAUUAGGAAAUACCAUAUUUAAACAAUAUGCAUUAGGAAAAGGACAUUAUUAAGGAAUUUAUAGCAGUAGUGAAGUAACAAGAAUUCAAUGUAUGUUAGAUGCACCAAGCUAUUCAUGAUUUUUAUAUGUGUUUCAAAUUAAUAUUUCUGUAUGCAUUAUUACUGGGGUUUUUUUUAGGUAAUUAAGCCUCCUCUAAUCUAAAGUUUAUGUACUGACAGUUUCUCUGGUAGUAAUACCAUGUUAGUGAUGAUUACUUGAUGGAUAUUGAUUAAAUACCUGUGUUUUGUUUUGUUUUCCCCUCUGGAUCCCUGAUGAGGUGUAUGUUACAUUUCAGUGAACCUUUUUUUUGUGUGAACAUUUGGCUAUGCAAUGUGGAGUUUUUAUUUCCACAAGUUUUGUUUUUCUAAAUUUAAGAAGUAGCUAUUGCUAUCAGCAAAGACCAUAUGAAAGCUAAAACUUAUUCUUUUGUUGAAAAAUCAGCUCAUUCAGAUAACCCACGUAUUUGUGGAAAAACUUCUGGAUAAUUUAUUGAACUCAUUAGUAUUGUGUAGACAGCUUUGGUCAUUCCCAUUGCAUAGGUUUUAUGGAAUAGUCAACUUCAUAUGGAUUCACUUUUAAUGUGCUUGGCAUGUAAAAAAUAAACACUCAAUAAAAAGUAAGUUUUCAUUUAUUUUUCAA